AGGUGCGGAAUUGUACCUCACCGGUACCUCGAACUUCCAGCUGGGGCUUUCGUGGCACUCAAUGUGUCCAUUGCGAGCAUGAAGCGACCUGGAGAAGCGAUGCUCAGCAGCGCCGCUGCGAGCCUUGUGGCGCAGGUCGGUCCUUCUUCCAGCUCGGCGAACAUGAAGGUGGAUGCUUCUUGAGCUGCCCAGUCGGUCACUUCGAUCCCCGCACGGAAGAGGCGAACACCUGCAGCCCCUGCUUGGCAGGAUCCUUCCGCUCAGAGGCCAUACCUAGUCAUCGCUGUGAGCCAUGUGCUCCGGGACACUUUAGCCACGCGGCCUCCGCCGCCUGCCGCCCCUGCGCCGCGGGGUCUGCUGCAGCCAGUUCUGGCGCGCAGUCAUGUGUACCCUGCGAGCCCGGUUUCUAUGCACCGGAGGGUGCGAGGGCUUGUGAGGCUUGCCCGCCUGGCCAUUUCAGCUUGUUUGGAGCCUCCAGGUGCGAGUCAUGUCCAGCAGGCACGACGAAUUCCACCGGCGGCGUUUGCAAGGAGUGCCCUCCGGGCUUCUUCAACAACAACCACCGUUGUGAAGAGUGUCCCAGAGGAAGAUAUCAACCUCUUGCAGGGCAGACACGAUGCUUUGAGGAUGGGCUUGGAAUGACCAGUGCCGAGCCCGGCCUGGCGAGGCCUUCCAAUGCCAAGUCCUUCUUCGUGCUGCGACACCUCAACGCCUCUGCGGAUCGCGCCUCCCCGGUGUUGAUCGAACGUUGCACUGCCAACCCGGAGGUCUGUUUGGAGGAGGAGACCUGUGCAGAGGGCCAUGGUGGACGUCAAUGCUUGCUGGCCCAACUUGGGCGAAAGGCUUCGCGUGCCUUCCCGGCUUCGUCAGCAGCGGCACCUGUAGCCGAUGUCCCAGCCGCCUUUAUGGCAUCGUUUUGGCCGUGCUUUACUUCGUGGGCUAUGUUCUGGUGAUCCACCUCUUGAUGAUCCUCGCAGACCUCACCAACAUGAAGGACUGCCAUGUGAUGCUCCUCAAGAUCUUGCUGAACCAUUGCAUCGCCAUGACUGUGCUGGGUUCGCAGGUGUGGCGAUUGGUCACAGAGGCUGGAUUGUUCCGCCGUGGGGACAGCACUUUGAAGUGGCUCAUGGAGAUCGUUGUGGCCACCGACGGGGCGCCGCAAGGGGAAGCCAGCUGGUUCUCCUUGAGCUGUUUGAUGCAGCCACCACGGGCGUCCUUCACCUGGACCGAAAGGUUGGCCACUGCAAAGCAUCAUGAAUGGGAAGACAUGGAAGCUGAAAGAGAUGCUUUGGCCUCCUACCAGUACCUCAACGAAGUCCUGGUGGUGAUCACAUGGAACGCUUUGCCCUUCUUGGUCAUUCUGGUCUCCACCCUUCUGUGCUGCAUCUUGCUGGACCGGUUCAUGAGGUCGAGGAUCGCGAUUUGGCCCAAAGCCUUGGACUUCUACGCCAAGGUGAGUGUCUUCGGCGGCUCUGUGGUCCAGUUUUGGGAUGAGGAGAGCCGUGUCUUCUACAUCCAGCUGGCGCGAAAGCGGCUGUUGGGGCUCUUUUGGCCGUUGCAGUAUGCGAACAGCUUCACCAGGACCUGGCCCAUGCUGAACUACAGAAGCUUCUUGAAAGACCACGCACCAGCACGCAAAGCGGUCCUGCAUUUGAUGUACUUUGCGGUGGCUCGACGAAACCUGCAAGUGCUCGCCUGCGAGACCUUGGGUGAGGUGGAUCCUAGCAUGGUCCUGCGGAAGCAGGGCGCCGUGGCCUGUCGCUUGAGCGAUCCCCUUUUGGCAGCUUCUUUGACGCUGGCAGCGCUGUGGGCCGUCGUCUAUCCUAUUGUGACCUUGUGCCGCUCACACCGCUCUCUCGCAUCGGAGGAGGCGCGGAGAAGCUGGGCCAUUCAAUUGAACGGCUACUCCAUUUGGUGGUGGGAGGCUGUGGUUUACCUUCGCAAGCUGGGCUUUCUCCUGCUGGAACUUCUCCCUGGCUCCAGGACGCGGGUCUUGGUCUUCAGCGUGUGCUGUCUCUUGGCGCUCUAUGCUCAAGAGGCCUACCGGCCAUCACUUGUCUUUGCUGAUAAGAGGAGUGACGACACGGCUGUGGCUCAAAAUGUAUCAGCUGUGGUGCGUGCUGGCGCCGGGCCUGACGUUGCUGCUCAUCUUGGAGACAGAAGCUGAGAGGAUGUCCACUUCGAUGUGGACGGCAAUGGUGGUCUUCUGCUUUGUGAGCCACGUCCUUUUCAUCUUAGUUUGGAUUUUCCACUUCUUCCAGAAUCCUUUGCGCCGCAUGGUCAUGUGGCUGGCCACAUGCACGCCCAGUGCUGAUAAAGGGUGGUACCUACGGAACUUGAUUUGGCUGGCACGAAGCUGGCGCGACAGCAGUGAGGCCUCGAAGCCCUACCUGGCCUUCCACUCCUUACACGGCUUCAUCUCGGUGAGCGGCAUGGGCGGGGACAAGGCAUGGGUGCCGCACUUGCCCCAGGGUCACGAGCUGCCAGACGUCUUGUUGAACAAUGACGAGUAUCGCCUCAGGCUCUCCUCUGUUCCGAGCUUCCUGCAUCAGGUGGUGGUGCCUUCCUUAUCAGCCAGGCUCUCGGUCCAGCGAGAUGUGAUGUCCACGGUGUCCUACCUCAUCGACGGGAUCUCCGGCACCUUCAGCUCCAGCUGCCUGGACUUCGUGAUUCGGGCGGCUUUCCUGCUGCAGCAAGAGCUGCUCCAUGCUAAGCAAGCCAGGCUGGUGGCCACCGACGUGGCCAGGCCCAUCUUGGACCGUGCAAGUGAAGCCAAAGACCCGGUGCUGCUGCGUGAUGAAGAUGAAGUGAGCGAAUCCAGCGACGAUGACGAGCUGUAUACUGGCGUCCAGGAGCUGCAUAGUAAGGCCAUUGGUCGCACAUUGGCCAAGGAGCUCCGAGAGCACAAGGAGAUCCUAGCGGAGUGGAAGGGCAUGGCUGCCUUGGAGACCUUGUUUCGGGAGCUUCGUAGUCGAGGUCGUGGUGUGACGGCCUUGGAUUUGGCGGCGGAACAUGUGACAGGCGAAAGCCCAGCGCAUGGGCCGCACGCGGUCCCAGCGCGCUCCACCCAGGCGCCGCUCUCCGGACCUGUGAAGACACUGAAGCUCAGCUCCGAGAUGGAUGAUGAUUUGGACCGGAUCUAUCGGAAGAAGGUGUCGGUGAUGUUCUCGCAAUGGACCUUUCAACAUGGCCUGCCUUUGGCUGACAUGCAACAAAGUCUCGCCUCCCUUCGGCAACUGCCACGGGAGAAGCUGAAGGUGUGGCUGGAUGCCUUUGAAAAGCAGUGGAUACCAGAGAUGCUGAAUGCGGACAAGGUCAUCCGCCGCCCAGCCAUCCUCGAGGAGGAAGAAGCGCAAGCCAUUUCUUCUGUGAUCGAUGGCAACGCUCGCGUGGGUCGUGCCGUGACGCGACGGACGCGCAUCCAAAAGGUUCAGAUGAAGAAGAUGUGGGAGUCGACCCUGGAGAAGGAAGAAACUAAGUUGCGAGUGGCUUUGCGAUGGACCCGCCUGGUCUUCUGGGCAAGCUGUGGACAGCUUACAGUCUUCAAGAUUGCACAUCUCAGAUGCAUCACACUGCGAGAGAGGUGCAGCCAAAGAAAGGAACCGCUUCCGGAGGUCGUGGUGUCGGCUCCGUUGGCACCGAUUCACCACUUCGAGGCGCAAAGGUCGGUGCUGUUGCUGAGCGACGAGGCCCGAGCGGAUUUCCGUGCUGCAAAGGAGGACGCUGAAGGCCGCCGAGCCAGCAUACGAAUCUAGCAAAGCGCCAAAAAAGACAGUCGCAGACAAGAUGCACACAUACUCGGGUAUACUCGGCAAACCUGUGCUUUGGACUUGUGUUUUUGUGGUAUGAUUGAUUUCCAAUUCGAUGAGCAUAAGAAAGUGUCAUUGAACGCUUGUACGUCAAGCACCUUUGUGCAAGCAUUUAGCUUGCACUGAAGACAUGACGAAACAUGAUGGGUACAGGUAGGUGUUUGCAGACAUCCCAAACCAAGCCAAGCAUUGAGUUAUUGAAGUCUGUGAACCUGGAGUGGGUCAACUUUGAGUCCUGAC
This is a messenger RNA of Durusdinium trenchii, 4049 nucleotides long. Lineage: Eukaryota; Dinophyceae; Suessiales; Symbiodiniaceae. The record is from the annotation of a GenBank genome assembly.